Botrytis fragariae is the source of this 243-nucleotide messenger RNA. RefSeq lists its product as uncharacterized. The record is from RefSeq and is a predicted model, not a curated record. The transcript has 2 exons. Lineage: Eukaryota; Fungi; Ascomycota; Leotiomycetes; Helotiales; Sclerotiniaceae. Bases 1 to 243 code for a protein of 80 amino acids.
AUGGCUUUCAGAGUGGUUGUAUUCUUGGCUGUGGGAUUUCAGAUUCAGCACCGAAUGAAAGAGUUGACACCUGUAAGCUGCAAUCAGAGUGGCUUUGCUAUCAGCAAGAACCUAAAGUGGGAUACUGAACCAAGGAUUUGGAAUUGUAGGAUCUAUUUUGAUGCACUCCACAGACUUACAUCGCUGUCAUCCACGUGGGGCACAGUUCUCGAAAAUCUAAUUGAAGGAUUCUCUGCCGUUUGA